GGGCGGCGCGCGCCGACCUCUCUCCAUCUGUCCGCCCGCGAGCCUGUAACCGGAGCGCACAGUGGGAGCCGUGGCCUCUCGCGGAUGGCUGGUCGCGCGGAGAGACAGUUACAAAUUUAAAACAAGUAGAUAAACACUAAAGAGAGUGCGUGUAUACGAAGUGUAAUCAUUAAAUAUAUUGGACGUCGCCAUCAUGAGGGCGUCGGGUGCAUUUCUGUUUGUAUGCUGCUUGUAUGGACUCUGCUGCAUUGGCGGGGCUACUGAGGCAGAGGAUAAGCUGAUGAAGAAGAUCUUCACUGGGUACAACAGCAAGGUGCGCCCCGCGGAGAACCCCACCGAUAGAGUGGUCGUCAGGAUAGGCAUGGUCAUGUCCUCGUUUGUUGCUUUGAACAUGAAAGAUGAGGAGAUGAUGACUAUCGUCAUUAUGAACAUGGAAUGGCAGGACAUCAGGCUGAGAUGGGACCCUUCAGAGUAUGAUAACACCGAUGUGCUACGAGUGGCCGCUGGGAAAGUGUGGCUCCCUGACAUCUACCUCAUCAACAAUAAUGACGGGACGUUUGAUGUGGCGCUGCAUGUCCACGUGCAGGUGUACAGUAAUGGCAGGGUCACCUGGACGCCACCUGCACUGUUCCGCAGUUCCUGUGGAGUUCAGGUCACCUACUUCCCGUUCGACUGGCAGAAUUGUACUAUGGUGUUCCGGUCCUACACGUAUGACUCCACAGAAAUGGACCUGCGAGUAUCCCUGGAUGAACACGGACGGGAGAUCAGUGAAAUGCUCUACGACCACACCUUUAGCGAGAGUGGUGAGUGGUACAUCCGGCACAAGCCAACGCGUAAGAACGUGGGAGAAGAUAACUACGAGGACAUCACCUUCUACAUCAUCCUGGAGCGCAAGCCCAUGUUCUACGUCUUCAACAUCAUACUGCCAUGCAUCCUGAUCACCAUCAUUGCCAUCUUCAACUUCUACCUGCCCCCCGACGCAGGAGAGAAGAUGGGCCUGUCCAUCAACGUGCUGCUGACCCUGACUGUGUUCCUGCUGCUGCUGGCCGACAAGGUCCCCGAGACCUCCCUGGGCGUCCCCAUCAUCGUCAACUACCUCAUGUUCACUAUGAUCCUCGUCACCUUCUCCGUCAUCCUCAGUGUGGUGGUGCUCAACCUGCAUCACCGGUCGCCCAAUACACACCAAAUGCCCAUGUGGGUGCGGAGGAUCUUCAUCCACCUGCUGCCCCCAUACCUGGGCAUGCGUAGGCCCAAGGUUGAGACGCCUCUGCACCUGUCCAUGCCCAGCACCCCCAAGAAGACCACCUUCAACGCCAUCAGUUACCAUGCCGACGAGUACUUCAUCCGCAAGCCCGCCACCAUCAUCUUCCCCAAGCCCAACAGGUACCAGCCAGAGGGCAUGUGCACGGACAUGAGGAAGUUCAUUGAGGGGCCGAGCGAGUACCUGACUCUGCCUCCAGAGCUCAAGACGGCCAUCAGCGCCAUCACCUACAUUGCCGAGCAGCUGCAGGCUGAGAAAGACUAUGAGGCGCUGAAGGAAGACUGGCAGUAUGUUGCCAUGGUAGUGGACCGCCUCUUCCUGUGGAUCUUCCUGAUCUUCACCACCGUGGCCACUCUGGCCAUCUUUGCCUACGCCAGCACCAACACUACACCCAGCAACCCUUUUUAAUUGUGACACUCCUAGUCCCGUCCCUUCCCCUUUCUUCCUGUCCUGCAGCCAAUCCACUUUCAGAAAGGCCCUGUCCUUCAAAUUCCUGCAGAGGAUGACCCACGGCUUGUUUUUCGUUUCAGCACCAACACUACACCCAGCAACCCCUUUUGACCCGUUGAUGCCUAAAGCACCUGCAAAAACCGUGUGCUGAAUGCCUAAGCCCUUGUUGGGGCAGUUGCCCUCAGCCAAUGAAAACCUAAAUAUCUUCACCUCUGAUGCACAUAAAAACAUGAAACAUGAUUGCAUUCAAACCCCAAGACCCUCAUCUUGCAUGGGAAUGUGUUCAUUUAGCUGUAACAUACCCAUAUUUUUAUUUAAAAAGCUAAAAUCUCAAGAGCCUGAAUGCAGCAUACAUGUGUCUCCAGGCACCAAAGGUCAAACAACAUACAGUGCCCUCCAUAAUUAUUGGCACCCCUGCUUGAGAUGUGUUUUUUAGCUUCCAAUUAUUUUAUUUUUUUUCUAAAUAAUAUGGGACCUUAAUGGAAAAAAGAGAAAAAUCCAACCUUCAAUACAAGUGCAUUUAUUCAGUGGGGAAAAAAUCCCACAUAAAGAAAUAAUUAUUUGACAUCAAAUAAUGUGUGUCACAAUUAUUAGCACCCCUGGUGUCAAUAUUUUGUACAACCCCCUUUUGCCAACAAAACAGCACCUAAUCUUCUCCUAUAAUGUUUCACAAGAUGGGAAAAGACAGAAAGAGGGAUCUUCAGCCAUUCCUCUUUGCAGAAUCUCUCUAAAUCAUCCAGAGACCUGGGUCCUCUCCUCUGUACUCUCCUCUUCAGCUCACCCCACAGGUUCUCAAUGGGGUUGAUGUCAGGGGACUGAGAUGGCCAUGGGAGGAGCUUGAUUUUGUGUCUGGUGAACCAUUUCUGUGUAGAUUUGGCCAUAUGUUUAGGGUCAUUGUCUUGCUGAAAGACCCAGUGACGACCCAGCUUCAGCUUUCGGGCAGAGGGCAACAGAUUUUGAUUUAAAAUGUCCUGGUAUUUCAAAGCAUUCAUGAUGCCAUGCACCCUAACAAGGUUCCCAGGGCCUUUGGAAGCGAAACAGCCCCACAACAUCACUGACCCACCCCCAUACUUCACAGUGGGUAUGAGGUGCUUUUCAGCAUGCGCAUCUUUCGUGGUACGCCAGACCCACUUAGAGUGUUUGUUGCCAAAAAGCUCAAUCUUGGUCUCAUCUGACCAAAGCACACGGUCCCAGUUGAAGCCCCAAUACCGCUUGGCGAACUCCAGACGCUUGCGUUUAUGAUUCUGAGUGAGGAAAGGUUUUCUCCGUGCAUGCCUCCCAAACAGCUUGUUGGCGUGUAGACAGCGCCUGAUGGUUGAUUUGGAGACUUUGUGACCCCAGGAUGCUACCAUUUGUUGUAAUUCUGUAACUGAGCUUUGGAGAUCUUUUGAUUUCUCUUACCAUCCUCCUCACUGUGCGUGGUGGCAAAAUAAACUUGGGUCCUUGUCCAGGCUUGUUUACCACUGUUCCAGUUGUUUUGAACUUCUUAAUUAUUCCUCUCACAGUGGAUAUGGGCAGCUGCAGUUGAGUGGCAAUCUUCUUGUAGCCUCUGCCUGACCUGUGAAGGUCGACGCACAUCUGCCUCACUUGUAUGCUGUGUUACUUUGUCUUUCCCAUGUUUAAGAGUGGAUAAGAGAAAUGGCCUCGGUGUCACGUCAUAUUUAUACCCCAGGGAAACAGGAAGUGAUGAAUUACUAAUUAAAUGUUCCUACAUACUCUGGUAAACUUUGUAAACUACUGUAGAAAUGACAGAAAUGCUUCAAUUAUAUUUAUUUCCUGGGAAUUGGUAAGGGUGCCAAUAAUUGUGGAACAGGUGAUUUAAUGAAAAAUAAUUAUUUUUUAGUCAGGGAUUUUUUUAUUUUCUUACGAUUCAUUUGAGUUGAAGGCUACAUUUUCCUACAAUUUUCAGUGUGACAGUAUUCUUCUGCAAUAAACACUGAAUUUAUUUUAAGGCUUUUAACACAUCUCAACCAGGGGUGCCAAUAAUUAUGGAGGGCACUGUACGAGUCAUCAGGCUAAAAUGGGUUAAUUGGCCAAUGACACUCCUUGUCCCUCCUUUCUUCCUGUCCUGCAAUCAAUCCACUUUCGGAAGGCGCUGUCCUUUAGAUUCCUACAGAAGAUGACUCUGUUGGCCUGUUUUUCGUUCCUUAAACUGUCGCAUGUGGGUAGCUGUCAGUAGGCCUUGUCAAUCUAUCAUGUGCAGGCUAAGCAUACCUGCUUUCGUUGAUGCAUGCAAUGAAAUACCCAGACACAGUGGCACGACAUGGAUGUACGUAUGCACAUGCCACACACACACACACAAGGCAUGAGUGCAUAUGGUACAAGUUAUCACAUACACAAAAACAAACUGCAAGCUCAGACUUGUCGAUGUAAAAACGCUCUACCACUUGGCCACAACUAAAGGUAGUACGGGGUGUAUGACAUUACAUUACAUUACAUUACAAUGCAUUUAGCAGCUUUAUAACCAAAGCGACUUUCAAAAGAGGACAUAAUCACAGCCAACAUCACAAGCAAAUACAAAGUGCAAAAUGACAACUUCUGAUCAAACCCAGUAACUUCCUAAGGAACAAAAAGGGGUGUGAUGACAUAUCCAUGUAAUUAAUGUAAGAUGCUUGUGAAAGGUAGGGCAAAUAAAUUAUAAAGGGGUCAUUCACAUCGUAGGAAUAUGAAUACUGUAACGAAAUUGUAUGCACCAUAGACUAUUUGUCAAGUGUCUCUGACACUGACUCUGACAGCUUUAUUACAGUAGGUGUAACCUCUUGGUAGUUGUAAAGCAAGGGGCCUAUGCAGCAAGAAAUUGUAAAAUAUAACAUAAAAGUAUACACAUAAGAAGUAUUCAAGUUUGCCCGAGGUGUGAAGCACAGACAGCAGAAGCCUUUUCUAAUAUUUUUUUUGUGUUGAAGUAUUUGAGUACUGUACUGUAUUUUGUGUACUCUAGUGGUUAGAUAAUGUCUUGGUUUGUUUUGAUGAAUAAAGUUGGUUUGUUUGAGAUAUACUGUA
This is a messenger RNA of Engraulis encrasicolus (European anchovy), 4711 nucleotides long. It is a transcript of the gene chrnb1, whose product is annotated as cholinergic receptor, nicotinic, beta 1 (muscle). Gene Ontology annotation, cellular component: synapse; plasma membrane; postsynaptic membrane. The coding region runs from base 194 to 1669 and encodes 491 amino acids. Gene Ontology annotation, biological process: chemical synaptic transmission; monoatomic ion transmembrane transport; regulation of membrane potential. NCBI's taxonomy places the organism in Eukaryota, Metazoa, Chordata, Actinopteri, Clupeiformes, Engraulidae. The record is from RefSeq and is a predicted model, not a curated record. Gene Ontology annotation, molecular function: acetylcholine-gated monoatomic cation-selective channel activity; transmembrane signaling receptor activity. The transcript has 11 exons.